Loxodonta africana (African savanna elephant) is the source of this 2536-nucleotide messenger RNA. RefSeq names its product mitotic spindle assembly checkpoint protein MAD2A-like. Gene Ontology annotation, biological process: mitotic spindle assembly checkpoint signaling. Gene Ontology annotation, cellular component: cytoplasm; nucleoplasm; kinetochore. Lineage: Eukaryota; Metazoa; Chordata; Mammalia; Proboscidea; Elephantidae. The transcript has 5 exons. The record is from RefSeq and is a predicted model, not a curated record. The coding region runs from base 84 to 701 and encodes 205 amino acids.
ACGAGUGGCGGGGAAACGCUGCGGGAGCCGCGGCGGUCGCUGUUUGCCUGGUGUAAGCCGCGCCUUCGUCUGUGGGCCGAGCCAUGGCUCUGCAGCUCACCCGGGAGCAGGGUAUUACCCUCCGCGGAAGCGCCGAAAUCGUGGCCGAGUUCUUCUCAUUUGGCAUUAACAGCAUUUUAUAUCAGCGUGGCAUAUAUCCAUCUGAAACCUUUACUCGAGUACAAAAAUAUGGACUCACCUUGCUUGUGACUACUGAUCCUGAACUCAUCAAAUACCUAAAUAAUGUGGUGGAACAACUAAAAGAAUGGUUAUACAAAUGUUCUGUUCAGAAACUGGUGGUAGUCAUCUCAAAUAUUGAAAGUGGUGAGGUCCUUGAAAGAUGGCAGUUUGAUAUUGAGUGUGACAAGACUGCAAAAGAUGACAGUGCAGCCAGAGCAAAGUCUCAGAAAGCUAUCCAAGAUGAGAUCCGUUCAGUGAUCAGACAGAUCACGGCUACAGUAACAUUUCUGCCGCUGUUGGAAGUUUCCUGUUCAUUUGAUCUACUGAUUUACACAGAUAAAGAUUUGGUUGUACCUGAGAAAUGGGAAGAAUCAGGACCACAGUUCAUUACCAAUUCUGAGGAAGUCCGUCUUCGUUCAUUCACUACUACAAUCCACAAAGUAAAUAGCAUGGUGGCCUACAAAAUUCCUGUCAAUGACUGAGGGAUGAGCUGAGAAAAAUAAUGUAUUUGCAAUUCUCAAUUGUGUUUUCCUGAAAGGAAGUCAACUACAAGUUGAUAUGUUUUAUUUCACUGGUCAGUUUUUAGAUGGGGAAUCAACAUUACACCCUACAGAAGUGUGCGUCAUCCGUUUUUUGUACCUGUUUAAUGUUCCGUGGAGUUGACAUCAUGAAUUAGUGGAGAUUAUGGCAUUAUCCCCUCGUUAAUGUAUUUGGCUAAAUAGAUUAGCACAAAAGUGUAUUACACAUUGUUGAACAGGGAACCAGCAGAUUUCAUCAGUGUUGUUAUGUCAGUUCUUUUGAAGGUGGCAAUGGUAGUUGGAAAAACUUUUGCUCUAAAGCCAGAUAAGUUCCUAAAUCAGACAUUUUGGUCAAGUAGCUUGAGUCAGAAUAUAGGUAGGGUGAUAUUUAAUUGUAAAUUACAGCAAAAGAAACCUGAAUAUUCAGAAUCUUUGUUUAGAUCCUGAAAAUAACUAAUACAAUCCAUAAGUAAUGAAAUGUUCAGGUCCUUCCAGCAUUUACUUAGAUAUAGAGUUCCCAUGUUGAAAAACUUUCCAAUUAUUUGAUUUUAAUUUAUAUAAGUUGUACCUGUGAAGCUAUAAAUGUUUUUACUGUUUAAUUUCCUGUGAUUGAACUUUUAGAAAAUGAUAAAAUCAAGCUUUAAAUGACAAUGGUGAAAUAAAGUUAAAUUUGUAUGUUUUAAAUUUGUCUUAAAAUAUUUUGAUAUUGGUGUUAAAUGUUAGCUAGGGUGGGUUCAGUAUAGCAAAUGAUUUUUUUAUGUCAGCUGGGGUAUAGAUCCAGAGCAUACAAAGUCGGGUAAAUCUUGAAGUACUUGGAAUCUUUUGUGCUUUGAUUAUACCACUUUAAUCUCGUAAUAAUUGACUUAAAAUAAACAUUGUAUGAAAAGAGAUAUGCUGUUUGGAAUGAGUUCAGUUUAGCAAAUGUUGGAUUGUAGUACCUUUAGGAGUCCCUGGGUGGUGCAAAAAAUUAAGCACUGGACUAGUAACGAAAAGUUUGGUGGUUCAGACUCACCUACAGGCAACUUGGAAGUAAGGCCUGGCAGUCUGCUUUCAAAAUUUCACAGCCUUGAAAACCAUGGAGCAGUUCUACUCUGUGUACAAUGGGUUGCAAUGAGGUAAAAUCAACCCGAGGGCAGCUAACAAUAACAACAAAGGGCCUUUCUACACUCUUAGUGACUUAAGUGUAAGAUUUCUCAGUAUAUCCUCAGUACGGCUUUUUUUUUACUGUCAGCUUCAUUAUCUUUGUAUACUUAUACAGCUUGCUUAUCCCUGUGCCUGCAUUAAUACCAUCAUCAGGCGUGUUCUAUCUAGUUCCCACCUGUUUUUCCAAGGUCAGUUUAAUGCAAACGUCAAAGAAGUCUUUUAUAAUCUGUAUUCUAAAUCUGAUCUCUUUUGUAGUAAUUAAAUUUAUUAAGUAGCUACAAAGCCCAUUCGACACUGUUCUCAGCUCUUAUGUACUAACUCAUUUAACUUUCACUUUUAAGUGAAUACACACAGCCUGUAUUCAUUUAUUCAAAAAUUACAUGUUGAACAUCUAUUAAUUUGCAAAAAUACUGUGUUGCAAGUGCCAGGAUGAAUGAAACAAAGUUCUGACCUUUCUGAAGCUUAAAAUCUUAGGAGGGAAAGAAAAAUACAUUGCAGAGGACCAUAAAGUAGCCAUAUAUGUCAUUUAAUUAUGUAUUUCUUUGUCUUCAUUAGUUCACUUGAUGAAUCAUAUCUUCUUGAUCCAAUUACAUACUUUUUAAGAACAAACUGCAUUGUCUCACAUUCGUUCAUCUCAGUGCUUGGCAAAUAGAUGC